AGCGGCGCAGUAAGAUGAGUUUGUUCAUGUUGAUGACAUUAGUGACUAGUGGCUCACUAGUGAUACUGGAACAGCUGUGUGUUUAUCGUUCCGCGCGUGUAGACUUAUGUCCGUGAUUAUUUUUUGACUACCGAGAAAAACAAUGUUAAAAUUCAACACUGUGAUUUCGAAAGGGUUGUGAUAAUAAGGAAUUAUAGAAAAAAAAACUAGUUUUAUACAGGGUUUUAGGAUGGUUUAAAGGAAACGUUGACCCUUGAUCGCAUGUUGGUUAUGUAAAACCGAAAAACACACCGAAAUCUCACGAUGACAACAGAAAAAGGGGGCGCAGCCCCUAAUGCGAGUAGCGACGGCGGAGGCCAAAGCACUGGAACGUCUGGACAAUGCAAAGGGCACAGGCGCCAGGAGUCCAUGUAUGCCAUGACUGGCUUAUAUUCCGAAAGCAUACCAGAGGAGCAAGCAGAAUCAUGUACAGAGGAGGUGGGGUCUACAGCCAAAUGCAACACUGCAUUCUGUCAUGGUACAGACACUGUGGUGAUAAAAUGUCACAGUCGAAACCCCUCGUCAGGUUUUGACCCUCAUAGGGCUGUAGCCGCAGUCGGAACUAUGGGGAGAACCAGUGAACCUCCACCUGUGAUACUUAGGGAUUCAAAGGACUGUGGCAUUCUGGGUUUUAGGCCUUCUUGUGUACAAACCCUUGCUAGCAUCAAGUUCUUCGUAUUAUUACUCUCCUUCUUGGUGACCCUACAGCAAGCAUUAAGCUCUGGAUAUAUCAAUUCUGUGAUAACCACAAUUGAGAAACGAUUCGAGAUACCGUCGAGUCUCUCUGGAUUAGUAGCAUCAUCUUAUGAAAUCGGAAAUGUGAUAACAGUGAUAUUCGUUAGUUACUUGGGUAGUCGGCGGCAUAUUCCAGUAUGGAUUGGGGUAGGGGCGAUAAUAAUGGGGUUGGGCUCUCUCAUCUUCAUGGUGCCGCAUUUUAUUGCGGAUGAGAACCUUGGGGUAACAAAGGUAAACAAUAGCGAAGAAAAUAUGUGUCGAACUGUACCUGUGCAUGAGGAUAUGGGGGGACUAGGAAGGUUAUCUUCUGGACUGCCAUCUCCGCCAUUAGCACCUAAUAAUAUUAGAGAAGAUAAUUGCAUAGAGGGCUCACCAUCUACUACCGGGCCUGUGCUAUUGUUUGUGUUAGCCCAAUUACUUUUAGGCUGUGGAGGGUCUCCUCUUCUGACACUAGGCACUACUUAUAUUGAUGACCAUGUACGAUCAGAAAGUUCUUCUAUUUAUAUUGGAUGUAUGUAUAGUAUGGCAGCAUUUGGUCCAGUUCUUGGAUUUCUCCUAGGCGCCUAUCUUCUUUCCUUCCACAUGGACUCACUAUCAAAAAUCAUCUCAAUCAGUGCAGGCGAUAGCAAAUGGGUUGGCAUGUGGUGGGGAGGCUUUUUACUGUGUGGAUUGUUGCUUAUAAUCGUAGCCAUACCGUUUUUCUCAUUUCCAAAAGUACUUACACACGAAAAAGAAAAAAUACGUUUAAUGGAGAAACAGGCUGCAGCAAAUGCUGCCGGUACGAGUAGCGGCAAUAAAGAGAAACAGGUCAAUGCGAAUACAAAUAUUAGUGAUGACACGGAUGCAUAUGGAAAAGAUAUUAAAGAUAUACCAAGAUCCAUGUGGAGGUUAGCUUCAAAUCCAGUUUAUAUGGUCACAUGUUUAGGAGCCUGCAUGGAACUUAUAAUAGUAUCUGGUUUUGUGGUGUUUCUUCCCAAAUAUUUGGAAACACAGUUUAAUUUGGGAAAAAGCCAAGCCAGUGUUUUUACUGGAUCCAUUGCAAUACCCGGAGCCUGCAUAGGAAUCUUUUUGGGAGGCUUGGUACUUAAGAAGAUGGAACUGAGGCCAAAAGGAGCUGUACAGUUUGUCUUAAUAUCAAACACAAUAUGUCUAUUGUGCUAUGGCCUAUUGUUCUUCUUGGGAUGUGACAAUCUUAAAAUGGCGGGAACUACCAUUCCUUACUUCAGCAGCAAUCAGCCUUUCCAAGUAAAUCUCACAUCUGCUUGUAACUUUGGUUGCGAGUGCAGUAUGGAUGACGUUGAACCUGUUUGUGGAAACAAUGGAUUGACAUAUUUCAGCCCCUGUCAUGCGGGCUGUACUGCCAUUUUAAGCUCUAAUUACACCAACUGUGCCUGUAUACAUCAAAACAUGAGCUUAAGAAAUGGUUCUUCCAUAAAUUACGCUUCCCCACUCGAGAGUGACUACUCUGAGGUGACCAUUGUGCCUGUAGCGACGGCAGGACCAUGCAAUUCACAAUGUCAUACAAUAUAUCCAUUUUUGAUAUUACUAUUUUUUAUGACGUUUAUUGUGGCAAUCACACAGAUGCCUUUAUUGAUGAUAGUAUUAAGGUCUGUCAGCGAAGAAGAACGAUCUUUUGCAUUGGGCAUGCAGUUUGUUAUAUUUCGCUUGUUCGGAUACAUCCCAGCACCAAUCCUUUUUGGAAAUCUUAUUGAUUCUACUUGUUUACUGUGGAAAAGUACAUGUGGAUCAAAAGGAGGCCGAUGUCUGUUGUAUGACAUCGAACAAUUCCGCUACAGAUAUGUAGGUUUAUGUGCAGGGAUCAAGAUUUUGGCCUUGGGCAUUUUUUUGACCGAUUGGUGGUUAGUUCGCAGAAGAAAACUUUUGGAUGAAGAUAAAGUCAUCUCUGCUAACGAGAUCGUUGGAUCAAUUAUAAGCCUAGAUAAAUUAUUUGCUGAAGGUCUAAGCAGAGGACAUUCAAGGUCUCAUUCCCGUUGUCACUCGAGAAAUUUAAGUUCAGUGACAGCACAUGAUUUUCCACCUCCGAAUUCCCCAAAAACAAUGAAGCUAGUAAAGGAAGCAUUGGAAGCCCAUUUAGCUGCGAGUAAAGCAGCUGCAACCGAAGAGAAAAUCGAGCCCCAGGUGGAUGAAACCGAUGUGGGACUUAAGAGGCGUCACAUUUAGUGCAAUGGUCUUAUUUUUAGUUAAUUUAUGAUUUAUUCCUGCCUUUUUAGGUUACUUAAACGUUUAGGUUAGCUCUUAAACUGGUUAGUUUUAAAGAUUUAGCAUUAUUAGUAUCUUAAAGUGUUAUUAAGUGACAGGUUCCUCUUGGUGUACAAACGUGAUAUUUUUUCUAAUGUUGUCUAAUGACAUAAUAUAAUGAUAAUUACUAAUAUUAGUGAAAGUUAAUAAAAUAAACUCUAUACCCUAACAGCUAAGAAACAGAUUAUAAUGUCUGCACACUCAGGGAUCUGUCCUUGUAUAAAGUCGAAUUAUUUCGAUUUAUAAGUUAAAAUAACAAAAGCAGUGUUGCCGAUUAUAAUAUACAGUUCGGUCGCUCAAUAACUAAAUAAUAAAAUAUACAAGAAAUAAUAUUAUUGCUAACUUACGGAAUCUAAAGUUUGUACAAUAAUUGGAACAAUAUAUUUUUACUAAAAUACUCGGUAAGUUAGGUAAACAGUUUCAUGGCAAAGUUUAAUAAGCGAAGUUACUUACAACCCUCCUACAUGGUUUCAAAUCUUCGAAUUACUUGCUAAUGGCAAUACUUUUAUUAAACACAUAUCCUCCAAAAUGGUUAUAAAUUCUACUUGCAUAAUUUUCACGCUUUCCAAUUUUCACAAAACUUAGCUUUAACGAGAGUUCGCAAAAGAGCGUCCGAUUAAACUUUAUUUAUUUUUAAUUUAGAUCAUAAAGAUUAACAGAGCUUUUAGUUCUUUGCCAUUUAAGUAAGUUGAUUGCAUCAAAUGUAGUGUAGCUAACCGGCCACCCAGAAUCUCGUUUGAAUAUUAUUAUUUUCUGUUUUAGUCAAUCCAGACUGCUGACUAUUAUUUAAGUAUGCCGAACUUCGUCAUUUGUCGUGGUUUAACGCGCGUGUCAAUUAUUAAAAAAAAAGACUGUUACUUGCAUAUCAAUGAUAUUGUCAAACAAUCACAAAUUUAUUUUUAAGUUAAAAUUUGAAUAAACUAUUCUCCUUGAAAUGCCUUAGCUUUCAAUUAAUUUCGUUACUUUGGGUUUAAGGAAAAGUUAGCAGUCUGGAUUAGGGAUUUAAAUGUUUGUAUACAAGGCGAAGUAUUGAAGUUACUUAUAAAAGCCUAAAUUUUUUACAAUCAAUUCGUCCUGGCAAAUCUUCAAGCAAUUCCAUAUUGGAAAACAAUAAAUUACGUUUGUGUCAGUGUAAAAGAUCAUUUAAGUACCCAUAACAUAGAAUACAUUUUUGAAGGCUUUGUAUACAUACAAUUAAAGGUGAAAUUAUUCGGUUAUAUUUUAUUUUUUGGUACCACUGAUAUUUUCCUCGAAUCUGAUCUCUCCCUGAUUAUGAGGUACUUAUGAGUAUUUUUAAGACUUUUAAACCCUAAUCGAUUUUACUAAACUUAACAUUCCAAGUAUAUUAAUAAAUCUUCAGCUAAGCUUGUACUUAUAGAUUAAAUAAAUCGCGGGUUAAUUUCUGUGCCACAGUAUACAAUAGUUGUAUUUCUUUCGGAAAGUUUGACUUCAUUUUUGGUAUUGAUCUGAGACAAACAAUAAUUUGCCGAUUUUGGCCAAGUUUAUAAAAUAUAAUUAAACCAAAGAUAAUAGUUUUUAUAAGACUUGCUAAAAUUAUAUUAAUUUUGACCCUUCAAUGGCAAAACACCAGAAGUGAACUUAUAACUGUAAAUAGGUACAUGAUUCGACUUCGAAAAUAUUACGGCAAUAUACAGUGUGAUUAGAAUGUUUAAGAUAGAUGAAGUAAAAAGAGAAUGUGUAUGAAAUGAAGUAGAGGUCCACAAAAAUAUUUAAUUUGUAGCUUAUAUUUUAAUACCAACGUGUUUAUUUUAUUUUUUUGUUAAUUUUUAAUGUGCUUAAGUUUGUAAUGUGGUUUUUAAUAUUACACCUUUGAACAAUUGAAA
Molecule: messenger RNA, 4877 nt
Organism: Anthonomus grandis grandis
Lineage: Eukaryota; Metazoa; Arthropoda; Insecta; Coleoptera; Curculionidae
Product: solute carrier organic anion transporter family member 5A1-like
Exons: 11
Coding region: 304-2955 (883 amino acids)
Biological process (GO): sodium-independent organic anion transport; transmembrane transport
Cellular component (GO): membrane
Molecular function (GO): protein binding
Source: RefSeq, a predicted model, not a curated record